This is a messenger RNA of Aspergillus costaricaensis CBS 115574, 1065 nucleotides long. RefSeq lists its product as uncharacterized. The annotation marks the transcript as partial. Gene Ontology annotation, molecular function: protein binding. The record is from RefSeq and is a predicted model, not a curated record. Lineage: Eukaryota; Fungi; Ascomycota; Eurotiomycetes; Eurotiales; Aspergillaceae. The transcript has a single exon.
AGGAAUAUGUCCGAAAAGUUAUCAGAUUUCGACAUGGCCCCAAAGCCUCAAACCAGGAGGCCUUUUAACUCAAUGCAAUCUAUGUUGACAAAGCUCCAUUUGAAUUACAGCCUGAGAUUCUCAUUCAGUGCCCUGCCUCCGAGACUGGUGGAAAAAGUAUUCACAUUCCUCUCCGCCCCAGAUCAGAUCUGUUUCGGACUAAGCUGCAAAUAUAUACUAUGUUGUCUCAAGUCCUAUCUUGAGGAGCAGAAAACCCAGCUUUAUCAGUUUCUCCCCGUCGAAAAACGAAAGGACAUAUUCGCCAAGAUCGAACAACAACCCAGAGUACAGUUGCUACUUCGACUCGAGAGCGAUCGUUGGAGAUACUGCAGUGACUGUCAAGUUCUCCACCCAGCUUUUACCUGGCGGUCUUUACGCGAUUUGAAGGAAACGCAUACGAAGCAAUCGAAAUGUUGCUCUGCAUGUUCCUUUCUAAAAGGCAGUCUACGCUGUAUGCCAUAUGCUGGCGAAGUUGACAUUUGCCCGUGUACGAAAAUCACAUUCGUUGAUAAACUGAACUUGAUACGGCUAUGCAAAAAGGAGAAAAGGUUCGUGCCUGUCAGCAAUGGAAAGUCCAGUAGCGUUCCUCCCACCCAAAAGCCGUAUAAAGAUUUCCAGCAUUCCUGCGUGUUCAACGCAAACCCUUCGUUUAGGGUCAGAAUCAGGACUGAUCUUUUGUUCGAUGAUACGCACCAGAGACUGUGCCUGUACAAUUUUUAUGAGAUCUACACUGUACCCGGAUGUCCUUUAAAGAGCUUGCGAUCUAUCACCAUCUGUCCACACAGGGAUAUAGUGGAUUUUGCUCGGCAAAUCUUUCAUGAAGGUGGUUCAGGGUUUAUGGGGUGGGAGAAGAAUCGCUCAACCCGCUCUGCAAAAUUUAGUAGUUGGGCGAGGUAUGAGAAUGCAGAAGGUUGCUACUACUCCAUGACGAUAUCCACAGCGAGAGACUUGGGGAAAAGUGAUUGGCCAGAUAAAGCUUGGACUCGCCAAUCUUCUCGUCGAAAUACCCCCGGCGGGAAUGCUUAA